Messenger RNA from Quercus lobata, 1338 nucleotides. Its product is annotated as putative disease resistance RPP13-like protein 1. Bases 1 to 1338 code for a protein of 445 amino acids. NCBI's taxonomy places the organism in Eukaryota, Viridiplantae, Streptophyta, Magnoliopsida, Fagales, Fagaceae. The transcript has a single exon. The record is from RefSeq and is a predicted model, not a curated record.
AUGGAGGAUAUUGGUAACAAUUAUUUUGAUUUCUUACUGGCAAAUUCAUUAUUUCAAGAUCCAGAAAAGGAUUUGUGUGGUGAUGUUAUAAGGUGCAAGAUGCAUGAUCUUGUGCACGAUCUUGCAAUCUCAAUUUCAAAAGGGGAAACCUUGCAUUUGGAGGGAAAUUUGUGGGAUGGCAUUGAUGAGUCUCAUAUUCGACGUCUAUCUCUUAUAUCCGGUGGCCAUACAACACAUGCAAUCCCAUUAUCUAAAGAUGGCAUGGGUAGAUUACACACAGUUUUUUUGAAUCAUGUUGAUCUUGGUGACAAGUUAUUAAAGUUUAAAUGCGUACGUGGUCUAUCGUUAUGUGGGUCAUGUAUAAAAGAGUUACCCGAGUACAUUGGUAAGUUGAGACAUUUCAGGCUUCUUCACAUCAAGAACACCUACAUCAAAUUAAUACCAAAUUCUGUUACCAUGCUCUACAACUUGCUAGCUCUUGUAAUUCGGAAUUGUCGUUUUCUCAAAGAGCUUCCAAAAGAUCUACGAAACUUGAUUAAAUUGAGACAUAUUGACAUUGACAUUAGUAAUUGGAACAUAAUGAAAUUGCCGCCUAAUAUGGGGCGGUUGACUUGCCUUCAAACAUUGUCUUUCCUUGACAUUGGUCAAGACAUUGGUGGUCGAAUUGAAGAAUUGGGAUGCUUAAGGCAACUCGGAGGAGAAUUAAGUAUCUACAAUCUAGAGCACGUGAGAGAUAAAGAAGAAGCGAAAACUGCAAAUUUAGCGGAAAAACCAAAAUUACACAAAUUGGGAUUCCAUUGGAGAAGGGGGCGUGCAAGGGAAGGCAACAACAAUGACGAGGAUGUACUGGAAGGCCUUCAGCCUCACCCAAAUUUGAAAAGCUUAAAGAUUAAUCAUUUCAAUGGUGAGAAGUUCCCUUCGUGGCUAUUGGGGAGUGAUAAUAUUAGGGGUGGCUUGUUACUUUUCAAUCAUCUGUUGGAGAUUUGCUUAAGCUGCUGUAAGAAGUGUGAAAAAAUUCCGACACUUGGACAUUUACCCAGUCUCAAAGUUCUUGAAAUAAGGGAAAUGGAUAACGUGAGAUGCAUAGGAACUGAAUUUUACAGCAGUUAUAACGGUGAGGGUUCAAGUAAUAGUAGAGGUGGCAGUGGCAGCACCGUGUUGUUCCCAGCUUUGGAAAAACUUAUUUUGGAGAGCAUGCAUAAUCUAGUAAAAUGGAAUGGCGUGACAGAACCAACAGCAAAAAUAGGAAUGAUGUUUCCUAGACUUGGGUAUUUGAGAGUUUGGGGAUGCGAGAAGCUAACAAGUGCUCCAUGUCAUUACCGUCUCUUAAGAAAUUAG